This is a messenger RNA of Aspergillus welwitschiae, 225 nucleotides long. RefSeq lists its product as uncharacterized. Bases 1 to 225 code for a protein of 74 amino acids. The transcript is spliced from 2 exons. Lineage: Eukaryota; Fungi; Ascomycota; Eurotiomycetes; Eurotiales; Aspergillaceae. The record is from RefSeq and is a predicted model, not a curated record.
AUGAUCGGCUACACUACGUACGAAGGAACGACAGAGUUUCCGGGACCAGUGAACACCACCGCCGAACUAAAAGAAUACCUCAGCUCAACAACAACCCACGGGUGGGCCCUCGACGAGCGCGUCGUAUCCGAGCUCCUCAAACUCUACCCCAACAACACCUCCUUGGGGAUCCCAUCAUCCGAAGAACUCGGCGGCAACGUCACCUUCCCACAGACCUACGGUUAG